Molecule: messenger RNA, 1111 nt
Organism: Juglans microcarpa x Juglans regia
Lineage: Eukaryota; Viridiplantae; Streptophyta; Magnoliopsida; Fagales; Juglandaceae
Product: cytokinin riboside 5'-monophosphate phosphoribohydrolase LOG8-like
Exons: 6
Coding region: 81-884 (267 amino acids)
Biological process (GO): cytokinin biosynthetic process
Cellular component (GO): cytosol; nucleus
Molecular function (GO): hydrolase activity, hydrolyzing N-glycosyl compounds
Source: RefSeq, a predicted model, not a curated record
ACGAGCACGUCCUACGAAUAUAGUACUCGAUCAUAUACUAUUAUGACGGUCACAUAUAAUAUAAAAUAAAGUGUAGACUUAUGAGGGGACUUGGUUGUAUAGUGAAUAUUUCAGCUGUAGUCUUUUGGGUUCAAGAGAAAAUGGGUAAGUUUCAAAGGGUCUGUGUCUUUUGUGGAAGUAAUUCAGGGAACAGAAAGAUCUUCAGUGAUUCAGCUCUUGAUCUUGGAAGGGAACUGGCGGAGAGGAAGAUGGAUUUGGUGUAUGGAGGAGGGAGUGUUGGGCUGAUGGGAUUGGUUUCUCAAACAGCUUUUGAUGGUGGAUGUCAUGUGCUAGGAGUUAUCCCAACUGCACUUAUUCCUGUUGAGAUAUCUGGCCAUGCAGUGGGAGAAGUGUUGAUUGUAUCAGAUAUGCACGAAAGGAAGGCUGAAAUGGCUCGUCAAGCUGAUGCUUUUGUCGCUCUUCCUGGUAUAUAUAUGCAGAUAUAUGUGAAUUUUGAGAUCGAAAUAAGACUUUCAUUAAUUAAUUUGUUAGAUAUUGAUCGAUGCAAGUUUUUCCCCCUUAACCCUUUCUCUCUGUUAUAUAAAUAUGCAGGAGGAUAUGGAACCAUGGAAGAGUUGCUUGAGAUGAUAACAUGGUCUCAGCUUGGAAUACAUAACAAACCAGUGGGUCUCUUGAAUAUAGAUGGCUAUUAUGAUUGCUUGCUUGGAUUGUUUGACAAAGGGGUGGAAGAAGGAUUUAUUGAUCCGUCUGCCAGGAACAUUAUCAUUUCCGCAAAGACUGCUCGAGAGCUGAUACAGAGGAUGGAGGAAUACAUACCUGUGCAUGAUCAAGUGGCAACAAGACAAAGUUGGAACAUAGAAGAAAAUCACAAUGUAAGUUUGUAGCUGUAUACCCUUCUUUUGCCCUCCAGGAGGGGAAGGGGAAGUGCUUAUUGUAAUAACAUUUUCCUAAAAGGCAGUUGAAAUCUUAUGUGCAAGCAGAUAAUAUAAUAAGAAUGUGAGAGAGAGAGAGAGAGAGAGAGAGAGAGAGAGAGACAAAAAAAUAAAAAAAGAUAUUCCAAAUGGACAAGGGCACUAAUUCUCUGAAGAAACCCUUUCGCUGAUUGUGUUUC